UUUAAUACUUUCAACACUACUAUAUAACAAUUAAUUUGAGGACCCCUAAACUGCCAAUUACUCAAAUUUUGUCACUACCCCCCGUGACUACAGUUAAGACCUGCUCCCCAACAGGAUCUUCUUGUGAUGCCCCCAAAGAUAGAUCAUAUGGAAAUUAAAGUGGCCGGGUCGGUGUCUUCGAAUUAUGUACCAUUACAGGAUAAUGACAAUGUAUUAAAAGAUCCUCGACAGCUUGAGGAAAAUGGCACUUGUUCAAACUGUGCAGUUGAAAAAGCCCAAGUUAAAGAUGAAACGGUACUUGACAACAGAGUAACACACUUAGCUAGUGAUGUCACAGAGAUUAAGAAAUUAUUGGAGAAUGUAAUUGCUGGGAAAUCUAUUAAUCAUUCCCCUGUUGAUAAUCUCAUCUCGACAGCCAAAGCACAGUGUACCUUGAAACCAGCUACUGAUCAGGGUGAGAACGUGUGGCUCGAUGAAAUAAGAACAAAAUCCUUGCUGGUUGUUACAAAAGGUGCUAAUGUUCCAUGUAAAGAUCUAGAAAAGACAGUGGUUGAUAAUGGAAUCCAGGUUCAUAAGCAAUAUGUUGAUAGUAAUGGUGAUCAAGUACUCAUAUUACCAACCCAAGCUUCACGAGAUAAUCUGAAGACAGAGCUGAUAUCAUCAGGUAUAGCUGCUAAUCAACUGAAAGAACCAAAGCAAAGAUAUCCCACUAUCUCAGUUGUUGGUCUACCUAAGGAUUUUAGUAGAGAUCACAAAGAAGAGAUAAGGAACACCAUCCUGAAGCAAAAUCCUUACAUUUCUCACUGCCUCAAAGCAGACCCUUCACUGUUUGAUGUUCUGUCUGUGAAACCUCUCCGUGCAAACCAAAAUAUCAAACAAGCCAUCAUAAGGUUGAGUGAUAAUAUUAGAAUUGCUAUACGAGAUAAUAAUAACAGGUUGUUCUUCGGUUUACUGUCUUGCCAAGUGUAUGACCAACUUUACAUAAAGAGAUGUAAUAAGUGUCAAGGCUUUGGUCACUAUUCUAAGACUUGUAAAAACGAAGUGUAUUGUGGUUUCUGCGCCGCCCCUGGACAUGAAACUCAACAAUGUGAUAAUAAGGACAACAAUUCAGAGGAGAAAAAUGAUCUAAUGCCCACAUACUGUUGUAUCAACUGCAAAAAGUCUGGCUCACCUGAUGAUUUAUGUAAACAUGCUGCAUUUUCUACUGAGUGUCCUUCUUACCGGGUUCAGCAAGAGAAACUUAAAGCCUCCCUAUCUUAUUAUUCAAAAAACUAGUUUCCUCCAAACCAAAGAAAUUGCAUCAACUUCGAUAUAUGAUCUGGAAUGCUAGAAGUCUUAAUAAUAAGUGUGACGACAUUAUGUG
Molecule: messenger RNA, 1363 nt
Organism: Bolinopsis microptera
Lineage: Eukaryota; Metazoa; Ctenophora; Tentaculata; Lobata; Bolinopsidae
Exons: 2
Coding region: 127-1275 (382 amino acids)
Molecular function (GO): zinc ion binding; nucleic acid binding
Source: RefSeq, a predicted model, not a curated record